AUUUUACAUUGAUAUAUCAAACGUAGGAGGCUUCACAUUUUUCAUGUUUUCUUUUCGUGAACCAUACCCGGAGGAAAACCUGUCUGACAGAUCUCGACAACAUAACAUAGAACAGAAAGAGAAAUGGCAACUAAGAAACCAAAACGCCUACAACCCGAUCCAAAGACCAGCUACAAACCUCCUGGUUGUAUAGAUGCUACUAGACUCGGCGUACAGAAGAAGAAUAUGAAAGAUAUGCCGUACAUCCUGGCUGCUGCUAUCGACUUUGGGACAACCUUCUCUGGGUAUGCGUUUUCGACACAAUUUGAAUAUAAACUAUCACCAUUGAAAGUAUCCAAUAUGACCUGGACUGCUGGAUCCGGCAAUCUCCUCUCUCUGAAGACGUCCACGUGCAUUCUGUUUAAACCGGAUGGUAGUUUCCAUUCAUUUGGAUUCGAUGCAGAAGAUAAAUACGCUGAUCUGCUUGAAACACAGAAACAUGGGUCCUGGUAUUUUUUUCGACGAUUCAAAAUGAGUCUUUACGAACAGCAGAACAUUUCCCGAACUAUGAAGAUAAGAGAUCAGAAUGGAAGAGAGAUGCUGGCGAUGAAGGUGUUUUCUAGCUCUAUCCAAUUUCUGAAAGAACAUUUAUUGGCAAAAUGUCAAGAGAGAGGUACACAGGUCUUGAUGUCGGAUAUCCGUUGGGUACUGACGAUGCCAGCUAUCUGGAGCGAUAAGGCCAAGCAGUUCAUGAGGGAGUCUGCUGAAAAGGCAGGAAUACCUGGUGCACAACUUGUGAUGGCACUGGAGGCUGAGGCCGCCGCACUGUACUGCAAAUACCUCCCAGUCAGCGAUCUGGCUGUCGGACAGGAAGGCAACGUGUCAAUCUUCAAACCAGGGGCCAAAUACAUGGUACUGGAUAUGGGAGGAGGAACCGUCGACAUUACAGUUCACAAGGUCGAAGAAGGACUGCAAUUAAAAGAGGUUCAUAUGGCUAAUGGCGGUGAUUGGGGUGGAACUAUGGUUGACACAGAAUUCGAAAAUCUGCUGGCCAACAUUUUGGGACAGGAUGUUUUUGACAAAUUCAAACGGCAACAUGUUUCAGACCUUUUGGAACUUCAACGGAGUUUCGAGACGAAAAAGAGAUGUAUUCAUUCUGCGUCUGACUCUAAAAUAACUUUCACCCUUCCCUGUAGUUUACUUGACAUCUUUGAGGAGAGCAAUAAGGGAAAAUCUGUAGAAGACCAUGUUGCACACGAUAAAGACUACGCCAAUAAUCUGACAUGGAAAAACGAUAAGCUACGUAUGAAGUCUGAGAUUGCCAGAAAAUUAUUUGAGCCAUCCGUCCGAAAAAUCAUAGACCAUGUCACGGACCUGUUGAAAAAGUCGGAAGUAGAGGACAUCGACGCGAUCAUCCUGGUUGGUGGAUUUUCCGAAUGUCCAAUUCUACAUGAUGAAAUAUCCAGAAGGUUUUCUAACAAGAGGCUCGUGAUCCCAAACCAAGCUGGUUUGGCUGUACUGAUAGGCGCUGUCAUUAAUGGACAUGAGCUUGAAGCAGUAACCGAAAGGAUCAGCCGAUUCACCUAUGGUGUUGGAGCGAAUGUCGCCUUCAUACUAGGGUUACAUGAUCCGCUAUUAAUGUUUUUAGACCAUGAUGAUGGACUCCCACGCUGCUCGAAUGGUUUUUCUGUGCACGUGCGGGCUGGUGAAACAGUUCCGGUCGGUCUAAGCUGCGAACCACGACGUUACGUGGUAGUCGCAAAAGAUCAAAAGCAGCUCCCAGUUCAACUUUACACCACGAAAGAUCCUGACCCGAUAUAUGUGUUUGAAGAGGGGGUAACAAGUAUCGGGGAUUUGAUAGUUGAAAUGCCUGAUACCACAAAGGGUUUGAAUCGUGGAGUGGAUGUUGUUUUUACGUUUGGUGGUGCGGAGAUUGAAGUAAAAGCGAUUGAUAUGCACACACAAAAAGAAAACAGUGCAUAUUUUAACUUCCUUGGAUAGAUAACACGACAUUUGUUUUGGAGGCGCAUUUGUGAAUAUCCCAACAAUAUCUGAGGAGUAGAAAAACAACCUUUAUUGAUAUACAACUUAGCUACUAUAAAGUUAUGUGACGGUAUACCACCCUUCCGUUGCCGUUGGAAGGUAGUUUGAUGAUACCAAAGAGAGGUUUUCAUCAAGUGUUGUAAUCAUUAUUGCUGCAAUAUGACAGCACCUUUUUAUUUCUGUUUACUUCCUCUUGGACACAUCGUUAUUACAAUCCGCCCAGUCAAAAGAUUGCACGAAAUGAAUGAUAUGUAAUAUCUUUUAAAACAAAUGGAGAGUUACUGUAUAGUUGGUAAUAUUCGAUGAGGAUUAAAUUUCGUUGUACUCGCGGUCAUUAGAUAUAGCGAAGAAAUAAAUACCCAGUGAGUAUUUACAUAUUCAACAAAUGUAUCGUGUUUAUUGCAAAAAAUGUACAGUGCGCGGUUGUGCAAAAUUCGAUACGCACAAAAUAUGACUGACUUGGAGAACCUGCGAAAUAUUAGCCCAGAGAAAUUCAACAACUAUUUAUAAGACAGUAGCCAAAAAUAACUGCGCAUAGGUCCAUUCAGUCUUCAAUGACUCGACAGUGACUCUAGGGAAGUCGACUAAAAUACUAAAAAUACCGAAAUAGGCCGAAACAAAUACCAAAGUCUUGAUACGGAGGGGCUAAAGACUCAUACCGCUGUAUAUUUUAUAAUUUACAAUUUUAGAUUUGCAUUAUUUGUAAUAUUUAAUUUACAUUAUUAACAGUGUUUAGUACAAUAACAUGUCUAUUUUCUAAACCGUGUAACCAUUCUAAUAGUUUAAGUCGUGAAGAAAAAGUAUGAUUCGGGGAUUAAAAAGUCCACCAGCAAUAUUUACCUGUAAACCUUUUUUUAUAUAUUUGCUCAUUCAACUUCAACUUAGACAGAAUAAGAAUUUACAUUUUUCUGAGGAAUUGUGUUUUUCUCCUCAACAAGAAUAUCAAAAUAAAUUGUAUUGGUUUUAUGUUUUUACAAUGCGAGAAAGCGAAAAAUAUCUGAGUUUGGUCAUUGAGACGUGCCAUAUAAAGUACCACAAACAAUUAUAUUUGUGUACAUUUUGUAUAUUCUUAGGUACCUCCACGUGUUAUGAUUUAUUUGAUAUUUUCUUUUCUGCUUCUAUACGUAUCGACAGUGUCCAUUUAAGUGUCUUUUAAAAUAAAUUAUAGUUAUGAA
Molecule: messenger RNA, 3197 nt
Organism: Pecten maximus
Lineage: Eukaryota; Metazoa; Mollusca; Bivalvia; Pectinida; Pectinidae
Product: heat shock 70 kDa protein 12B-like
Exons: 6
Coding region: 124-1980 (618 amino acids)
Molecular function (GO): ATP binding; ATP-dependent protein folding chaperone
Source: RefSeq, a predicted model, not a curated record